GGAAAAUUGGUAAGGUAGAAUAGUCAACAGCUCAAAGACUUGGAAAAGCUUUAUAUCUCAUGAUUAUUCUCCAACUUCUCCAUUCUCUGUUUGGGGCGCCAUGGCGUCCACCAUGGUUAUCAAGGUUCGAUAUUUUGGAACUUCAAAGGUUAAAGUUGCGGGCAGAGAGAGGUAUUUGAAAGCUCGGAUUGAUGAGAAUGGCCAACUGGGUUUUGACAUGGGUGGUUUGAGGGAAAAAAUCUGCCGGAUUUGUGAUCUCCCACCUGGUUCAGACAUUACUCUAGUGUACAUCGAUGAAGAUGGUGAUGUAGUAACUCUGGUUGAUGACGAUGAUCUGCAAGACGCAAUGAGGCAGCAUCUGAAAUCCUUCAGGAUUGAUGUACUGAUGAACGAUAACAAACUUUAUCGCAAAUCAAGCUCCGAUAACAAAGUUCGUCACAAAUCAAGCUCCAAAAGGAGUACUCGAGUGAUGAUGGAUCCUGUUGGAUCAAGUCUUGGCACUAGUGAUGACAAUAUGGAGACCAAGAAGGCUAGUACCAGUAGUUAUGCAACUAGUGAUUAUGGUUAUAAACUUGGACAUUCUUUCCAUGAAUGCUCCUUCAUUGGAGAUGACCCAGUUAAUCCUCAUGUUGCUUGUUUUAAAGGGAAUUACUUGGAAGCCAUAGGUGGUAUGCUGCUUCAAACCGGUGUCAGAUGUAAUGGCUGUGGUUGCAAUCCACUAACUGGAUCUAGGUUCAAGUCUAUUCUGUGAGGAACUUAAAUCAUAGUAACGAAAGUAUUGUUGAAAUCUCAUUA
This is a messenger RNA of Fragaria vesca subsp. vesca, 795 nucleotides long. RefSeq lists its product as uncharacterized. The record is from RefSeq and is a predicted model, not a curated record. Gene Ontology annotation, biological process: cell surface receptor signaling pathway. The transcript has 2 exons. The coding region runs from base 101 to 751 and encodes 216 amino acids. Gene Ontology annotation, molecular function: protein binding. NCBI's taxonomy places the organism in Eukaryota, Viridiplantae, Streptophyta, Magnoliopsida, Rosales, Rosaceae.